AUAGUACUAUCUUAAAUCGUGCUUGUAAUUAAAAAUAUUAUGUUAUAAAUAUAAAUAAAUUUAAACCAGAUUAUGGUUCUCUUAUCGACCUGAGUUACUAACUUUGUUCGUAGAUUUGUCGUAUAUUACCGUCGCGAACUUCUGAUACACGGCUCUGUGUUUUUUUUUGUUAUGGUUUCUUUUUUUUUCUAAUCUUAAAUCUUUUACCUAUAUCAAUAUCUGUCUAAUUAUUUUCAUGAAUUGCGCCUAUUGAAUAACUUUUAAAAUAUCUUUAGAGCUUAGAUAAUAUUUUCCCAGUGCGACAGUCCAUUGCCAGUUGCCACAACAUAUAUGACCUUUGUACACAUUAAUAAACGGACGUAAGGUUAAAAGCAAUUGAAAAUGGAAUGGCGUGGGAUUGCAUACAUCACAUUAUGGUAUCUAAGUAUUACAAGUGGAUUUCUUGCUUUAUGUUGUCCAACAGUACCAUUGAUGUUUGUUUGUCCACACGCUUUUCGUUAUAUUAUUGGUAUCAUAUUCUCUGUGUGGGAGAUGUAUCCAACCAUGUUGAUGCGUUUAUUGUUCGACACUCGUUUUGUAAUAACUGGAGAUCACAUUAAUCCAUUUGAUGGUGCAUUAUUAAUAAUGAAUCACCGUAAUCGGUUGGAUUGGAAUUUUUUGUGGGGUGGUAUAUACUACAGCUCCAAGCCACCUGCGCAUAAACUAAAAAUGGUACUUAAGUCAGCUAUUCGACAUGUACCUUUUGCUGGUUGGGUGAUGCAAUUAUCGGGAUUUUUAUACAUACAUCGUCGUUGGGAUCAUGAUCAGUCUUCAAUGGAAAAACAAUUAAAAUACUUCCGAGAUGUAAAUGAUACUCAUCAGAUUCUAUUGUUCCCUGAAGGAACAGAUCUAUCGCCAAACAAUAUUAUACGUAGCAACAAAUAUGCUGAAAAAAAUAAUCUUCCUAGUUAUAAAUAUGUGCUUCACCCAAAAACUACAGGAUUUGUCUUCCUUGCUGACACCAUGCGAAAAAAUAAUCAAAUUAAAGCAGUGUAUGAUUUGACAAUUGGUUAUCCAGAUUUAAUACCACAAAGUGAAAUGGAUGCCUUACGAGGUGUAUUUCCAAAAAGUGUGCAUUUUCAUAUAAAACGAUAUGAUGAGGCAGAUUUACCAUUAACCUCAGAUGGCUUAAAAUCAUGGUUAAAUAAUAUUUGGAAGCUGAAAGAAAAAAGAUUAGCUGAUUUCACUGCCACUUCAUCGUUUUCAUCCAAUCCUCAACCUACACUCAAUUAUAAUCAACCCAUUGAUAAUGCUCUCUAUUUAGCUCUAAUAUUUUGGACCCUAGUUCAGAGUAUUGUUAUUCAUGGUAUAAUAACAUCAUCAUUAUUCCAAUAUUGGUGUUUGUUUUGCAGUAUAGUAUUUUUUGGAUUCUCGUUUACUGAAGAUGGUUUCCAAAUGUUUGAGGUCAAAUUGUUUAAUUUCUUAAGAAAUUGAGAAAAAAAAACAUAAAUAAUAUAUUAUGUGUUCAUUGUUAUAUUAUUAGGUAUACGGUAGGCAUACAUAUAAUAUUAUGAAUUAUGUAUUAUUGCAUAGUUACCUAUAUUGACGUCUGUAAUAAUAGUUAUUAUUCGUGAAGUUUAUUUUACUACUUUAAAUUUUGUAUACGAUAAUUAUUAUAAAAACUUAAUUAUUUAUAGGUUUAUUUUGUUGAGAAAUAAACAUAACAUUCAAUUUUAAAAUUUUAGAUAUUAUAUUGUAAUACAUAACAAUUAUUAU
Messenger RNA from Aphis gossypii (cotton aphid), 1755 nucleotides. Its product is annotated as lysocardiolipin acyltransferase 1-like. NCBI's taxonomy places the organism in Eukaryota, Metazoa, Arthropoda, Insecta, Hemiptera, Aphididae. The record is from RefSeq and is a predicted model, not a curated record. Gene Ontology annotation, cellular component: endomembrane system. The transcript is spliced from 7 exons. Bases 382 to 1473 code for a protein of 363 amino acids. Gene Ontology annotation, molecular function: acyltransferase activity.